This is a messenger RNA of Halichondria panicea, 2044 nucleotides long. RefSeq names its product gephyrin-like. Bases 117 to 1976 code for a protein of 619 amino acids. The record is from RefSeq and is a predicted model, not a curated record. Gene Ontology annotation, biological process: Mo-molybdopterin cofactor biosynthetic process; molybdenum incorporation into molybdenum-molybdopterin complex. The transcript is spliced from 14 exons. Gene Ontology annotation, cellular component: cytosol; cytoplasm. Lineage: Eukaryota; Metazoa; Porifera; Demospongiae; Suberitida; Halichondriidae. Gene Ontology annotation, molecular function: molybdopterin molybdotransferase activity.
CAUAAUUAUUUCUUGUGCAUAAUGUCUUAAUGAUAUUCAUAAAGUGAUGUGGGGUUGUAGCUCUUUACCAGAGGCUCAUUACCUAAAGUACAUGUUGCUACAUGUAGCUAGCUAGGAUGAUGAGUGAGGUGAAGGCAAGGUUUGGAGUGCUGACAGUGAGUGAUCGCUGCUCCUCAGGACAAGCCAUCGACUCGAGUGGCCCUGCCAUUGUCGACACAUUACUACACACUGAUCAGUUGGGUGUGGUCACAGGAGACGUCAUUUCACGCUGUGUUCCAGACCAGGUCAACGCUAUACAGGAGGUGCUGAGGGAGUGGGCGGAUGAGCUGGGACUUUCCCUCAUACUAACGACCGGGGGCACUGGUUUCUCCCCUCGUGAUGUCACUCCUGAGGCAACACGCCCACUCAUUGAGAAGGAGGCUCCCGGCAUUGUGGUUGCCAUGGUUUCCAAGUCGCUGGAGGUGACUCCGAUGGCCAUGCUAUCAAGACCAGUAGCUGGUGUCCGUGGAAACAGCCUCAUUGUCAAUCUCCCUGGCAGCAAGAAAGGUUGUGUUGAGUGUCUACAGUUUAUUCUGCCAGCUCUUCCCCACGCACUAGACCUGCUGUCUGACAAUGCCUCGGCUGUGACAGCCACUCACAAGUCACUGUGUCCACAUCAUCACUCCAAGCAUCUGACAGACAAGAAACGAGAUCGUUCCUCAUUCGUGCCGCUGACUCAGCGAUCUCGUCACUCCCUCUACCCCCUCUUCCCAGUGGACCACGCCCUCUCUCUCGUCCUAUCACACUCUCACACCCUCACAACCCUCACACGCCCACUACACACCACUCUGGACUGUGUGCUCAACGAGAGGAUGAUUGCCUCGCGACCUUUGCCCCCGUGGCCUGCCUCUAUCAAAGAUGGUUACGCUGUGCUCUCAAGCGAUGGUCCAGGAGAGCGGCAAGUGUUGUCAGGGGCAACCGCAGGGGAAAUGCCUGAUUGUCAAGUUGUGUCAGGAUUCGUUAGUCGUAUAACUACAGGGGCUCCCCUUCCCCAUGGGGCCGAUGCUGUGGUUCAGGUGGAGGACACGGAGCUAGUGGAGGGGGAGGGGGAUGAAGAGAGGGUGGUGAGAAUACUGGAGAGUGUAUCACCUGGUACAGACGUGAGGGCAGUAGGAGUGGACAUUGCCGAGGGUGAGGAGGUGUUGUCAGGGGGUGUGGUGUUGGGUCCCUCUGAACUGGGCCUCCUUGCUUCUCUGGGGGUCACAGAGGUCAAGGUGGUGGCCACACCCACUGUGGCAGUACUCUCAACCGGUAACGAGGUGGUUAGUCCAGGUGAAGAGUUGGGCCCUGGGCAGAUAUAUGACAGCAAUCGCACUUCCCUCCUGGCCGCUGUACGAAAGGCUGGUGCCACUCCCCUGGACCUGGGCAUUGCUAGAGACAAUCGAGAGAGCCUGGUGGAGAAGCUAACAGAGGCACUGUCUACUGCUGACGUGGUUGUAACUUCAGGGGGGGUCUCCAUGGGCGAGAAGGAUCUGUUGAAGCCAGUGCUGGAGAAUGACUUUCAAGCAACUAUUCACUUUGGACGAGUGCUCAUGAAACCAGGGAAGCCCACCACCUUUGCCACUGUGGACUGGAGGGGAGUACAGAAGCUGGUGUUUGCUCUACCAGGUAACCCCGUCUCCUGCACUGUGACCUUUCACCUCUUUGUGCUGCCGGCCCUCCGCAAGAUGGCAGGCCACACCCACCCACAUCUUCCACGCAUCACUGUCAAGCUGGGGCACCCGGUGACCUUUGACCCUCGUCCUGAGUACCACAGAGCCUCCUUGGAUUGGUCAAGUGGUGCUCCCAUAGCAACCAGUACGGGAAGUCAAUGCAGCAGCCGAUUGGCCAGUAUGCGUUCCGCUGAUCUUCUUCUAGAGCUACCUGCGUCUUCUGAAGGUCAAAGGUCGAUGGAGAAAGGGGAUCGUGUAACUGCCCUAGUUAUAGGGAAGCACUGAAACAAUAAUUAGCAAUAAAAAUUGAUUUGUGAUAACUUUCUAUCGUUUUGAGGUGGUUUGGUUAACGA